UCUCGCCGCUCUUCUUCUUCUAGAGUUUCUAAUGUAUUGUUCUUUUGUAGAUCUUGUUAGUUUAUGUAAUUAUUUGAUCUUUUCGCGAAGUUUGAGCUGAAGUGUUUGAAGUGAAUUCGAGUAGCUGGUUCGUUUACUUGAAUCUUCGAAGAAUCCUCUCAUAUUAGCUCCAAUUUUAAGAGGGAAAUGGAUCGCAUACCGUUGUAGAGUGUUGGCAGUUAUUGGAGUUUCGAGCUUUUGCUGCAGCGGGAAGCAGAAAUGUGAUUUUGAGGCACAAAAAGCAGAUCUGAUUUCGAAGUUGUGAUUUUGCUGCAGAAAGAAGCUACUGAGGAGAAUUUCAUACAGUUCUUCUCCUAAUAGCACUUCCUAUACAGCAUGACACCAUAAAUCAGAAUCAAACAGGCCCUUAGUCCGGUUUUUAAGAGGCAUAUCCCUUUGUCCCUUCAGUUCUCUAUUGAAAGCCCCAUGAAAUUUUAUGUGGAGUGUAUAAUUGGCUCGUAAGCUGCUGUCGGUGUAGUUAUUGCUUACUUGCAUGAUCUGAGAAUAAUUAUCCAACCUUUUCAUAUCAAACUUGAACAGCUAGCUAGUAGGAUUUGACAGUUUAAAGUACCAUUACUAAAUUUAUAGUUCUUAUCUCAUAGGAAAAUUCUAAAUUUGUCGCUAAGCAUAGAACUAUUUCUGUGUAAUUAGCCUGAAAUGUUCUUCUAUCAGAUAUUUCCUAUGGAUAAUGAAUAGGCUCUCUCACUUCAAGUGUGAGAAAUGUUUUUCAAACAAUGGGUCCUUCAAUAUACAGUGCUUAUGCUUGUUUAGAAAGCACGGGGCCGAAAUUGGGAUUUCAAUAGCCUGGAAAUGUUACGGGAUUAAGGAGAAAAUUUAACUAGGAUUUCAUGUUUGUCUGGCAAAAUCAAUGUUGCUAUUAACACGUUGAGCUCUUGAAAUUUUUACUUAUUGGAGGAUGUGUAUGACACUUUAUCUUGGCAAACCCUACCAUACUACAUCUAUGUUGCCAUUAGCGUGAUAAACUCUUGAAAUCUUUACCCAUUGAACAAUGUGUACAGCACUUAUUUGAGCAACCCGUAUAAUACUGCAUCAUAAUGGGUAAAGUUGAAUUUCAAUUACGUUAACUGUGCAAAAUGAAAAUGAUUGUCGUUCCCACUUCGUAAAAAUGCAUGAUAAAAGUCACUAACUGCUGGCUCUAGAAAGCAGUUGAGCUACUUCAAUUCUCGGUUCUAAAGAGAAGGAACAAACUCUUAAUGGUUAUUACAUUUAGAUUUCUUUUAAAAUGAGCUGCUUUAAUUGUGAUUUGCUUCUCCGGUUCUGAAAAUUAUAAAUUUUAACUAGAGAAGUAUACUGGCUACAUGUUUAAAAAACCGUCCUUUAACCCAUUCUUUUUUAAUUUUGUGGAUAUCAUUCCACUGUUGUUAAGAUGCAUGAUGCUUUUGUGUUGCUCCAUUUUGUAUUAACUAGUAGCUUUGUUACAAAGCACACAGACACUAUAUGUUCUCCUCUUUUCUUUUUCUUUUUUCAUCGAUCAGAUUUCGAGGCUUUUUCAUAUGGAAUGUGGAGGCAUUAUUCAAAUUGCAAACCUGCAUCUCCAAUUAAGCUCAACAGCUUUAGAUCAGCAAUAUAUCCAUUUUCUACUUCUGCAAGAUCUGAAGUUGGUGAAAGCAAGAUUAGCAUCGGACCCAAAACCAAAGAGCUCGAAAAGGAUGACGAAGAUGCUAAUGUUGUGUACCGAGGACCUAUCUCCUCAACCAUAAAGAAAGUGAAGCUUCUGUCUCUCUCGACGUGCUGCCUUUCUGUCUCUCUUGGACCAGUCAUAACAUUCAUGACUUCACCCGGCAUGAACGUAAUCUUAAAAGGUUCAGAUAGCUUUGAGGUGGUGAUGAUGUCAUGGCUGGCCACACCAAUCUCGAAGACAAUCAAGUUUGCUGAUGUGGUGCCGCCGGCAACCAACCGGCCGUUUGUUACCUUCAAGGCGGAUGGUAGCUUCUACUUCGUUGAUGUUGAGCAUUUCCACAACAAAGCCUUGUUGGCGAGAUUGACACCUGAUAAUCGGGCUCAUCAAUCAGCUUUCAAGAACCUUUAAUUGUGGAAAUUGGAUGAUUUUGUUCGACAUCAACUUCGUUUUUUUGUCAAGGCACUUUUAUAUACUGUUGUAAUAAAAAGAACAUAUGUUAUAUCUCGAGGAUAUCUGAACAAGGUACGAACUGUUGUUUUAGUUUAGCAGAACUUUCGGAGAGCUCAAGCCCAAAUGCUGAUUGCCGCGAGGGUAGGGUACUAUUAUGUCUUUUUGGUGUGUCUUUCAUCUAAUUCACGCUGGUUGUCUAUUUUGUUUGCCCGUGCUGAUUAAGCGCGACUGAUUGUUUGAUAAACAUGUUUGCCUUGUUUUAAUGUGUAUACAUAUACGUA
Messenger RNA from Ananas comosus (pineapple), 2412 nucleotides. RefSeq lists its product as uncharacterized. Gene Ontology annotation, cellular component: mitochondrial membrane. Gene Ontology annotation, biological process: mitochondrial proton-transporting ATP synthase complex assembly. Bases 1427 to 2089 code for a protein of 220 amino acids. The record is from RefSeq and is a predicted model, not a curated record. NCBI's taxonomy places the organism in Eukaryota, Viridiplantae, Streptophyta, Magnoliopsida, Poales, Bromeliaceae. The transcript is spliced from 2 exons.